Molecule: messenger RNA, 2728 nt
Organism: Nelumbo nucifera (sacred lotus)
Lineage: Eukaryota; Viridiplantae; Streptophyta; Magnoliopsida; Proteales; Nelumbonaceae
Product: transketolase, chloroplastic
Biological process (GO): pentose-phosphate shunt
Cellular component (GO): cytosol
Molecular function (GO): transketolase activity
Source: RefSeq, a predicted model, not a curated record
CUCUCUCUCUCCUGUAGUCCUGUCAGCUCCAACAAACCAACGAGAGACGGAGAACAAAUAGACCUCUCUUCUUCUUCUCCUCAACAGUAGCUGGACUGGACUUGUUCCUUCUUCAUCCACCAACCCAAAACAAUGGCCUCCUCGUCAUCCCUCACGAUCUCUCAGGCCCUCGUUGGUCGCACCAGAACCCACAACGGCUCCACCACUACUCACUCCGACCAUCUCGCCCUCCCUGGGUUCAGUCUCAGCACCCUCGCCGGCCGGGGCAUCAAAUUGUCUUCUCCGUCUCUGUGUCCCGCUGGCUCUCGCAAGCGCGUAAACUCUCGAUCCGCUGUCCGUGCGGCUGCGGUGGAGACUCUUGACAAGACGGAGACCAGUUUGGUGGAGAAGUCGAUCAACACGAUUCGGUUCCUUGCGAUCGAUGCCGUCGAGAAGGCCAAUUCCGGGCAUCCUGGUUUGCCCAUGGGAUGUGCUCCGAUGGGUCAUAUCUUGUACGAUGAGGUCAUGAAGUACAACCCCAAGAAUCCUUACUGGUUCAACCGUGACCGGUUCGUUCUCUCUGCUGGGCAUGGCUGUAUGCUUCAGUACGCUUUGCUUCAUCUUGCUGGAUACGACAGUGUUAAGGAGGAAGACUUGAAGACUUUCCGUCAGUGGGGAAGCAAAACUCCUGGUCAUCCUGAGAACUUUGAGACUCCUGGUGUUGAAGUUACUACUGGGCCUCUCGGUCAGGGUAUUGCCAAUGCGGUUGGUUUAGCCCUUGCAGAGAAGAACUUGGCUGCUCGUUUCAACAAACCUGACUGCGAAAUUGUGGAUCACUACACAUAUGUUAUACUGGGAGAUGGUUGCCAAAUGGAGGGGAUUGCAAAUGAAGCUUGUUCCCUUGCUGGGCAUUGGGGACUUGGAAAGCUGAUUGCCUUUUAUGAUGACAACCACAUCUCCAUUGAUGGUGACACAGAGAUUGCAUUCACUGAGAGUGUUGACACCCGUUUUGAAGGUCUUGGGUGGCAUGUGAUUUGGGUGAAGAAUGGUAACACUGGUUAUGAUGAUAUCCGUGCUGCCAUCGAGGAAGCAAAGGCUGUCAAAGACAAGCCAACCUUGAUCAAGGUAACAACUACCAUAGGUUAUGGGUCUCCAAACAAGGCAAACUCAUACAGUGUUCAUGGAAGUGCACUGGGGGCCAAAGAAGUUGACGCCACAAGGAAGAACCUUGGGUGGCCAUAUGAACCUUUCCAUGUGCCUGAAGAUGUAAAGAAGCACUGGAGCCGCCAUGUCCCAGAAGGUGCUGCACUUGAAGCUGAAUGGAAUGCCAAAUUCGCAGAGUAUGAGAAGAAGUACAAAGAGGAAUCUGCAGAGUUGAAGACACUCAUUUCUGGUGAACUGCCUACUGGUUGGGAUAAGGCCCUUCCGACUUACACUCCAGAGAGUGCUGCCGAUGCCACCAGAAAUCUGUCUCAACAAUGCCUUAAUGCACUUGCAAAGGUUCUCCCUGGGCUUCUUGGUGGUAGUGCAGAUCUCGCUUCUUCCAACAUGACUUUGCUGAAGAUGUUUGGGGACUUCCAAAAGGACACACCUGAGGAGAGGAAUGUCCGAUUUGGUGUAAGAGAGCACGGCAUGGGUGCCAUCUGUAAUGGGAUUGCAUUGCAUAGCCCUGGCCUUAUCCCUUACUGUGCAACCUUCUUUGUUUUCACAGAUUACAUGAGAGCAGCAAUCAGGAUCUCAGCCUUGUGUGAAGCGGGAGUUAUCUAUGUAAUGACCCAUGAUUCAAUUGGUCUUGGGGAGGAUGGGCCCACACAUCAGCCCAUUGAGCAUUUGGCAAGCUUCAGGGCCAUGCCGAACAUCUUGAUGCUCCGCCCAGCUGAUGGCAAUGAGACUGCUGGUGCAUACAAGGUUGCAGUUCUUAACAGGAAAAGACCCUCAAUCCUAGCCCUCUCUCGGCAAAAGCUUCCCCAGCUUCCAGGGACAUCCAUUGAAGGAGUUGAGAAGGGAGGUUACAUUAUAUCAGACAAUUCUUCAGGUAACAAGCCAGAUGUCAUCUUGAUUGGUACCGGUUCAGAAUUAGAGAUUGCUGCUAAGGCUGCUGAUGAACUCCGGAAGGAAGGGAAAGCUGUCCGGGUUGUCUCUUUUGUCUCUUGGGAGCUAUUUGAUGAGCAGUCUGAUGCAUACAAGGAGAGUGUUCUGCCAGCUGCUGUUUCUGCCAGGGUUAGCAUCGAGGCGGGAUCAACAUUCGGAUGGGAAAAGAUUGUGGGAAGCAAGGGGAAGGCAAUUGGGAUUGACCGUUUUGGAGCAAGUGCUCCUGCAGGAAGAAUAUACAAGGAAUUCGGUAUAACAGCAGAGGCUGUCAUUGCUGCUGCUAAGGCAGUUUGCUAGGCUAGUUUAGUGGUGUUCCCUCUUCUUCUUCUUCAGUCUUCAUUGGCAUUUGGAUUUAGGGUCUUGAUUUCCCAAGUUUGAAAAAUACAUUAGAUAAGAGACCAGUCUUGUGAAAUUUUGAGUCUAAAUGGCUUCUUUGGCAAUAAUAAAAAAGAGAAACUCUUUCCGGUGCCUCUUAUAUUUCCCCGGUGAAGAACCAGUCUCCAAAUUGAAUCAAGACUUGGAGAGAGUAAGGUAGGUGAAAUGUCCAUGGAACGUGUACUUUGAAUUUUGUAAUCUUUUCAUGGGUACUUCCUAUUGAACUUUGAUUAAUUCUUAGUAAUUAAAAGAAAAAUAUAAAUUGUGUUCUUUCUUUUGACAA